UGUAUAAAUACGUAUAAUACACAUGCGUAAUUCAGAUAGAUGUUCAGUAUUACCCUACGUAGUAAUAAUAGCAACAGUCAUGCUAAUGCCAGCUGCUGCCAAAUUGUUUCGAUGACGCGCAUAUUGUAGUAUAGUAGCGAAACUGGUGUUUGGAUGACGUACUAGAAUAAGAUGGCCGACAUUAGCUCUAUCAACUACCAACAGCACAACACCCGUAUUACUUCUCUAAUGAACUUCCUCCUUAUUUUACGGAAUCGAGAGCUUUAGAUUUCUAUUAGUGUUUUUUUAAGCAUUCCCAAACAGAGGUUGAUGUAGUAGUCAAUCUCUGACGGCUGUUGAGGGCAAUAGGGAAGUUGAAUUAAACGACACGUAAAGUAGAAACAUACAGCUGACGUAUUUUGAAAUUCGCUUGUGCAGGUGAUUGUUUGUAAAGUGGGCUAGUGUAGAGUGGACAUUGAUUAUUAGAACAAUGGAAUACGUGCUAAUAAAAGAUAUACGGCCGGGCCAGAAAAACAUUAAUGUGGUGUUUAUUGUUCUGGAAGUUGGCCAUCCUACUAUCACUAAAGAAAACCGCGAAGUUCGAACGUUUAAAGUGGCGGACAGUACUGCAUGUAUGAACGUUUCAAUUUGGGACGAACCUGGUCAACUUUUAGUACCGGGUGAUAUAGUUAGAUUGACAAAAGGAUACGCAUCUGUUUGGAGGCAAUGUCUGACAUUGUAUUCAGGAAAAAAUGGAGAUAUUCAGAAAAUUGGAGAAUUCUGUAUGGUUAUAAAUGAACAGUUAAAUAUGAGUGAACCAAAUCCUGCUUUAGCCCAACAACUGAUUAAUCAAAGUGGAUCUGGACCACCUGGUAGCAAUGUUAACAAUAGUAUUACAAAUAAUGGAAAUGCAAAUAACAUAGCUGGUCAACCAGGAAGACAACCACUGGGUUUUAAUUUUCCACUGACAGUGGUGAUAUGUCACUUAGUAAUCAAGUUUUUGUUAGCUGCCAUAAGAAGAUGUUUUAGAACAUGUUACAAAGGACAACAGCAAUUGAAACUUCCUUGGAAAAGCAUAAUAUGGAUGGUUAUGCCAAUAGGUGUAGCAAGUGGCCUUGAUGUAGGUUUAUCCAACUGGGCACUUUCAUUAAUUACAAUGUCAUUGUAUACUAUGACAAAAUCAACAACUAUUAUUUUUAUACUUGGUUUUGCCCUCGUCUUAAACUUAGAGAAGAAGUCUUGGUCGUUAGUAUGUAUUGUAGUGAUGAUAUCAAGUGGUUUAUUUAUGUUUACAUAUAAAUCUACACAAUUUGGCAUAUUCGGAUUUUUGAUUUGCCUAUUAGCAUCGUUUUCGAGUGGUAUUCGCUGGACUAUGACACAACUCAUCAUGCAGAAAUCUAAAAUGGGGAUAAAAAGUCCAAUUGAUAUGAUGUAUUAUAUGCAAUUAUGGAUGCUACUGCCUAUUGUACCUGUGAUGAUAUUGUUUGAAGGGUCACAGUUAUAUAAUUAUUUACAAACUACUGAUUGGAGUGAUGCUCAUUCUAUUGUUAUGACUACAAGUGCUGUGCUAGGAUCUGCUAUCAUUGCUUUCCAUAUGGAAGUUAUGGAAUAUUUAGUUGUUAGAUACACUUCUAGUCUAACACUUGCAAUUACAGGAAUAAUUAAGGAAAUGUGUAUGUUAAUUUUGGCCGUUGAAUGGAAAGGUGAUCAAAUGAGCGGAUUUAACUUUAUAGGAUUGUUAAUGUGCUUUGGUGGAAUUAUAAUUCAUACUAUUCAAAAAGUAGUAUCGAGUAGGAAUAAAGAAACUGAAAAUCUGGAAUUACAAUUGAAUUCUUCGAUGAAUAUUAACAUUAAAAAUGAAGAAAGACUUGAUACAAGUUUACCUCUAUUAAUACAAAAGUCAACAUCUUUAACAAAUCUUUUAAAUGCAGACUUCAGUUCAGAUGACGACGAUGCGGUUAAAGAACAUGAAAAUUCGACUCAGAUAUUGUCUAAUAUAGUACAGCGUAGAGAACAGUAAAUUGUACACACUUUAAUAUUAAUGAUCAGAAAAAAGUAUUUAUUUAACAAAAGAAUCGUGCUGUGUCCAAUAUACAUUUUAUUUAUUCCAAUUUAUAUAUUAUGAAAAAUGUGUAUUUUACACAGGUAAUUGAUUUUCAUUUCCAAUUAUUAACUUAAGUUUACAUUCCGUGUUUGCAAAUUUUAUUUUUGCCAUACUAAAUUUGCUUUUAGUAUAUCGAAAGGGUUAAGUACAAAUCAGCAUUGCUAAACCUCACCCUUUAUGUGCAUUAUUGAUUAUUCAAUAUAGUUACGCUUGUCCAUUAUUGUUAAUAAUUGUAUUAAUAUAUCAAAUUGUGUGUAAUAAAAAUGCGUUAAUAAUAUGUAAUAAAAUAUUGUUUCACAGUCUCGACGUUCGUUUAUAUAAAUGGACAGUGUGCAAAAGAAAAUAUUGAAAGAGUUAAGUUGUACAAAUAAAUCAGUCAGUCGUUUCCUUUGUAAAUGGAA
Molecule: messenger RNA, 2484 nt
Organism: Megalopta genalis
Lineage: Eukaryota; Metazoa; Arthropoda; Insecta; Hymenoptera; Halictidae
Source: RefSeq, a predicted model, not a curated record